Selaginella moellendorffii is the source of this 1242-nucleotide messenger RNA. RefSeq lists its product as uncharacterized. Gene Ontology annotation, biological process: calcium ion import across plasma membrane. NCBI's taxonomy places the organism in Eukaryota, Viridiplantae, Streptophyta, Lycopodiopsida, Selaginellales, Selaginellaceae. The transcript is spliced from 8 exons. The coding region runs from base 311 to 1153 and encodes 280 amino acids. Gene Ontology annotation, molecular function: high voltage-gated calcium channel activity. Gene Ontology annotation, cellular component: voltage-gated calcium channel complex. The record is from RefSeq and is a predicted model, not a curated record.
GGUAGUUUGAAUUUUAGGGCUCUUGGCGGUGACGGCCACGGAUGAGCGCUCUCGAGGCGGCGACGCAAGCUACACGCAGAGUGAUCCCGUCCCACAAGAAGAUCACGAUUUCAUAGCUCGGCAUCCGACAUGGGAGGAUCAGCUGCCUCCGAUUCACGGCGUGAGCAAAGCAGCGCCGGAUCGCGACCCAGCAGCGUCAUCAUCUUCGUCUGCCGCAUUGAUUGCCGCACUGGAUCAACUGGCCCCAGCUAUUCCCGAUUCCCCGGCAACCAAGAACUGGAAGAGGGCUUACACUGCGAUCAAGAGGCUCAUGAAUAUAAGAAGAAAGACGAGGUGGAGUGCUGUCGGGACUGGAGCAAGAAUGGAGGGGACUGCGCUUGGAAUUUGGAGCCUCUACAGCCCGUCACGCUUAUACAUUUUCAGGCUUCUCUACAAUCAGAGAGCCGAGUAUGUCUUUGUGUUUCUCUUAUAUGCUCGCUUAUCUUUCAAGCGAUGGCUGGGUCUAGGCACGAACGAUAGACACACGUCCGGAGUUUCAACAUCGAUUUCCUGGACGGGCUCAUCACGGCGCUUUACACGAUUGAAAUGGUUUUACGAAUUUCGGCUCUUGGUUUUAUCAAAGGUCGUCACUGCUACAUGCGGAAUCCGUACAAUAGGCUCGACUUUGUCAUUGUUUUCGAUUCCUGGGUACAUAUCAUUGCUCGAGGAUUUUUUCGCGCUGUUCCGCGUGUUUCGGGGCCUGCCAGCGUUGAAGCAUGUCACAUUUUUUGCCGAUGGCAUAGUAUGGUUUCUAAAUUUCCUUUUGGCUGAUCUGUGCAUUGUUAACACUUUACCCAUCAUGGCGGCCGUGAAAAAGAACGUUGGUCCUCUCCAAAACGUUAUCCUUUUGACGUUUUUUCUGUUGGUUUUCUAUUCUCUACUCGGCACGCAGUUCUUGCAAAACUCGAUGAAUCAAAGGUGCUUUCGAACAGCGGACAAGCAACUUGCUUAUCCCAUGCGCUUUUGUGACAAAAAAGCUGCUGGCGGCUACGUAUGUCCACCAUUUCAGAACUGUAUGACAUACGAGAAUCCCAACCAUGGAGCGACAACUGUUGAUUAUCUCUGGUAUUCGCUGCUUACCAUGUUUCAACUUCAUAGCAUCUUAUCGCCUUAGCAGACUUCAAAGUGGUCACUCUGCAGGCGAUAACUUUGGAAGGAUGGAGCCUCGUCAUGCAUGAUGUGAAGGAUGCUGAAGGGGAGCGA